CUCUGCAAAACAUCGCAUAUCCUAUCUUUUACUUUAUCUCCAUCCUAUACUACCGACAUUGUUUCUUAUCCGUCGGUAAUUAAUAAUUGAUAAUACCUGCUAUGCCGACACAAGCAAAUAAACCAAGUAAAAAUCAGCUUCGAAGGGCUCGAAAAAAGGCAAAAAAAGAUGCGGUUCCACAGGCUGAACUGGAGCCACAUAAUAUCUCGGAUAAAAGCGAUAUCCAGGUGGUCAACCGCACCUCCAAGUCACUUGCUCUAAAUGAAGAUACUCCUCUCUUUACCAAUAUAAACCCGGAAGAUCCAUUAUGGGGUAUGUACAAGAACAUUGUAGAUCGAUUCGAGGCUGGAAAUGAAGAGGCUAGAACUGAGCCCGAAAAGCCUCAGAUUUACUUCGACGAUGAUGACGAGAUCCCGGAUGAAGAAGAAGAAAGUGAGCCCAGGAUGUCCAAAAAGAAACGAAAGGAGAUGACAAAGCUUUCUGUCGCUGAAUUGAAGGCACUUGUUCAAAAACCGGAUCUUGUUGAAUGGACAGAUACUUCUGCCUCAGACCCUCGAUUACUUGUUCAUAUCAAAGCACACCGGAAUGUUGUUCCUGUACCAACUCAUUGGUCUUUGAAAAGAGAAUACCUGUCAUCCAAGCGAGGUAUCGAAAAGGCUGCUUUCUCAUUGCCAAAGUUCAUACAAGAGACUGGCAUUUCUGAAAUGCGUGAUGCGGCCCUGGAAAAGCAAGAACAAUCGACUUUGAAGCAAAAGCAGCGAGAACGUGUACAACCGAAAAUGGGCCGCCUAGAUAUCGACUAUCAAAAGCUCUACGAAGCAUUUUUCCGGUUCCAAACUAAACCGGAAUUGACAAGAUACGGUGAAGUUUACUACGAGGGCAAAGAGUAUGAAACAAACCUUCGCCACCUACGCCCAGGUGAGCUCAGUGACGAAUUGAAGGAGGCUCUCAAUAUUCCGCCUGGAGCUCCUCCCCCGUGGCUGAUCAAUCAACAAAGAUACGGACCGCCACCCUCUUAUCCUGCGCUCAAAAUCCCUGGUUUGAAUGCCCCUCCUCCGCCAGGUGCAAUGUGGGGAUAUCACCCUGGCGGCUACGGCAAGCCUCCUGUCGACGAGCAUAAUAGACCCUUGUAUGGUGGCGACAUAUUUGGUGUUCUCCAAACUCAGCAAGCUGCUCAGCAAGGCGAACCCAUUGAAAAAGACUUAUGGGGCGAAUUGCAACCGCCUGAAGAGGAAAGCGAGGAAGAAAGCGAAGAGGAAGAGGAUGAGGAAGUUGAAGAUGAGGAGAUGGGUGAAGGGCUACAAACACCAAGCGGUUUAGAGACGCCCAGUGGAAUAGUUUCAGCCGUACCGUCAGAGUUUGCAACAUCUGAAAACGUGAGCGGUGAAUUCGACGUUCGGAAACAUCACAGGGGGACGGAAACGGAGGAUUCCAUACAACCGAAGGCUGCAUAUCGCGUCAUUCCCGAGCAAUCGUCCCGCGUCCACGGGUUCUUUGGUGGUGAUAGGACGUACGAUCUUAAAACGCCUGAAGCAUCUAUCCCGGUGCUCGGUAGAGAAGAUGAAAAUCGCAAAAGGAAAGCAGUAGGUGACGUUGAUGUGUCUAUGGACCCGGAGAUGUUACGAAGCAAGGAACACCUGCAAAGUCUAUACAAUGAGGAGAAACAGCACGAACAUUCCCAUUGGAACUUCCAAGAAGACCUUAGCGAUAUGAUUGCGGACGCAAGCCGUAAGCAACUACGCGACAGAGAGGAGAGGCGUGGAAAGCGUGGAUAGGCCAGUCGAAAUAAGCGGUUAGAUCAUUAUGCCAAAAUACGAUACCUAAAAUACGAUGCCUCGUUGUAAAAACCAUGAAUUGUGAAACCCCUAGAAGAGCUUAGCUAUUCUCAUGCAUAAUGGAAAACACUACUCGUUAGAUGAAGCGUGGUAGCGU
Talaromyces proteolyticus is the source of this 1932-nucleotide messenger RNA. Its product is annotated as splicing factor 3b, subunit 2, 145kD. NCBI's taxonomy places the organism in Eukaryota, Fungi, Ascomycota, Eurotiomycetes, Eurotiales, Trichocomaceae. The record is from RefSeq and is a predicted model, not a curated record. The coding region runs from base 102 to 1775 and encodes 557 amino acids. Gene Ontology annotation, biological process: mRNA splicing, via spliceosome. The transcript is spliced from 2 exons. Gene Ontology annotation, cellular component: catalytic step 2 spliceosome; nucleus; U2 snRNP.